This is a messenger RNA of Guyanagaster necrorhizus, 1080 nucleotides long. RefSeq lists its product as uncharacterized. The transcript has 6 exons. The record is from RefSeq and is a predicted model, not a curated record. Lineage: Eukaryota; Fungi; Basidiomycota; Agaricomycetes; Agaricales; Physalacriaceae. Bases 214 to 858 code for a protein of 214 amino acids.
AUUAUGUACAGAACAGAUCAAAUCUUCUUGAUACACCGACUGCAAACUUCUUCCACCAAGGUGUCGACGAGUGGUGGAUUGCGUUCAUAUUCACUCACAUAUUCACUCACCAUAGAACCAUCACAGGCAGCAUGUCUACGACAGUGACAAUAUUAAUAACCUAUUACUCUGUAUUGAAACCCCCACGUCCCACUCUUCACCUCGUCGUCAAAGAUGUCCUCUGCUGAACCCGAUUUCUCUGCUAUCCACCCAUCUACCUCUGCUCGGACCGAUGGAGAUAACAUUGGUCUCGACAACCGAGGAUCGACUGGGAUCGACUUGGGUGACAACAGUCGAAACUUUGUGACUUCUCAGCGCGGGGUAGGACCUUGGGGUCCUGACCAAUGGAUGCAACAGAACGAUCUUCAACCGGAUCAAUGCAUGAAUAUGUACCUUUUGCACAAUGAUCUCGCUACCUGCAGUGUUCAACCAGCGCCAAGAUAUGGCAGCCUCCAUAGCUAUUCAGAGAGACCUCACGCACCAGCCCAAAGUGCUUAUGGUGCACCAGUCUCCAGCCACGUUCAUACUUUUGAUGCCAGAAUUGCAAACCAUGGCGAUAUGCAUCUUUCUCCUGUCAGUCUCGGUAAACCUCAGUACGGAAUAAAUGCAUCCACACCAGCAACCUUCCAAAGCAGUCAGGGCCAGUCCCAAGGUUAUUCUCCAAUGGCACAGGUGCCUUUAGGAAUGGACAUGUUGACCUCUCCGUGCGUUGUCCCUGGCUACCUUCUUGCGAUUCUGUUGACUGAGGGACAGAGCCCAUGGUGCUCCAGACCCAGGUCCGAGCGAUGCCGGCACAACCUUAUAUUCGGUCUCCGUUAAGUCCUGUCGUCCGGGGUACAUAAGGAUACUGUUUGAUGUCAAAGACAAGGAAAAGUUCAACCCCAAAACAAUCCAGAAAAUCGGUCAGAAAUACGGCAUCACUUAUGAAAAACUCUUUUAUUACUUUCGUGUCGUGGAUGAUGUCGACUGUGUCUGUCCUAUUGCUGACUGCACAUUGGAGCAGACUACGUUUAGAGGACAUGCCAUCCAAGACCACCUUGA